Cercocebus atys (sooty mangabey) is the source of this 3394-nucleotide messenger RNA. It is a transcript of the gene GGA1, whose product is annotated as golgi-associated, gamma adaptin ear containing, ARF binding protein 1. Bases 838 to 2538 code for a protein of 566 amino acids. Lineage: Eukaryota; Metazoa; Chordata; Mammalia; Primates; Cercopithecidae. Gene Ontology annotation, cellular component: trans-Golgi network. The record is from RefSeq and is a predicted model, not a curated record. Gene Ontology annotation, biological process: vesicle-mediated transport; intracellular protein transport. The transcript has 17 exons. Gene Ontology annotation, molecular function: phosphatidylinositol binding; small GTPase binding; ubiquitin binding.
GGGGUGGGCUGGAUCAAGGUCAGGAGAUCGGGAGACCGCCCCUGGCUAAAUAUGAAACCCAUCUCUACAAAAAGUACAAAAACGUAGCGGGCGUGUGGGCACUGUGUUAGUCGCCCAGCUACUCGGGAGGCUGAGGCAGGAGAAUGGCGUGAACCUGGGAGGCCGAGCUUGCAGUGAGCUGAGAUCGCACCACUCACUCCAGCCUAGGCAACAGCACGAGACUCUGUCUCAAAAAAAAAAAAAAAAAAAAUCCAUACUUCAUUCCAACUUUACAAGAUGGGGAAAUCGAGGUUCAGGGAAGCAUGUAACCUAGAUUGUUGUUUAACCAGUAUUGGGGGUUAAAGGGGUGACCGUCCGGUCGUGUUCACACCCACUUCAUGUAGACCUGUUGGCCCUCUUUCCUUGCCACUACCCAUUUCUGGAUUCAGACUUCCCCAGAACCUCACCCCUUGCCUGCCCUCAGCUGACUGCUCAUUCAUUCAUUCAUUUGCCAAGGGGAGACAGGUGUGGACAUGAGUGGCUGGGAUGCAGUGCCAUAGCAGGCUGGGGGACAUGAGAGAACCGAUCCAGCACUGCUACCCGGGGCAGGAGUAGAGGAUUAGGGAAGGGGACACCGGAGCCACUCCCAAGGGAAUGAAGGCUUUCUGAACCUGUUGUGAUGAUAGAGCCACGAAUCCCCUGAACAAGGAGCUUGACUGGGCCAGCAUCAACGGCUUCUGCGAGCAGCUCAACGAGGACUUUGAGGGGCCUCCACUCGCCACCCGACUGCUGGCCCACAAGAUCCAGUCCCCGCAGGAGUGGGAGGCGAUCCAGGCCUUGACGGUGCUGGAAACAUGCAUGAAGAGCUGCGGCAAGCGGUUCCACGACGAAGUGGGCAAGUUCCGCUUUCUCAACGAGCUCAUCAAGGUUGUGUCUCCCAAGUAUCUGGGCUCUCGGACAUCGGAGAAGGUGAAAAACAAGAUCUUGGAGCUCCUCUACAGCUGGACAGUGGGCCUGCCCGAGGAAGUGAAAAUCGCAGAGGCCUACCAGAUGCUAAAGAAGCAGGGAAUUGUGAAGUCCGACCCCAAGCUUCCAGAUGACACUACCUUUCCCCUUCCUCCUCCACGGCCCAAGAAUGUGAUCUUUGAAGAUGAGGAGAAAUCCAAGAUGCUGGCCCGCCUGCUGAAGAGCUCCCAUCCCGAAGACCUCCGCGCAGCCAAUAAGCUCAUCAAAGAGAUGGUGCAGGAGGACCAGAAGCGGAUGGAGAAGAUCUCGAAGCGGGUGAAUGCCAUCGAGGAGGUGAACAACAAUGUGAAACUGCUCACGGAGAUGGUGAUGAGCCACAGCCAGGGCGGCGCAGCAGCCGGCAGCAGCGAGGACCUCAUGAAGGAACUGUACCAGCGCUGUGAGCGGAUGCGGCCCACGCUCUUCCGACUAGCCAGCGACACAGAGGACAAUGAUGAGGCCUUAGCGGAGAUCCUGCAGGCCAAUGACAACCUCACCCAGGUGAUCAACCUGUAUAAGCAGCUGGUGCGGGGUGAGGAGGUCAACGGUGAUGCCACAGCCGGCUCCAUCCCUGGGAGCACCUCAGCCCUGCUGGAUCUCUCAGGCCUGGAUCUCCCGCCUGCGGGCACCACCUACCCAGCCAUGCCCACCCGCCCUGGCGAGCAGGCCAGCCCCGAGCAGCCCAGUGCCUCAGUUUCCCUGCUUGACGACGAGCUCAUGUCUCUGGGCCUCAGUGACCCCACACCCCCUUCAGGCCUGAGCCUGGAUGGUACCGGAUGGAACAGCUUCCAGUCGUCGGAUGCCACUGAGCCCCCAGCCCCUGCUCUGGCCCAGGCCCCCAGUAUGGAAAGCAGACCCCCAGCGCAGACAUCCCUGCCAGCAAGCAGCGGUCUGGACGACCUAGACCUCCUGGGGAAGACCCUCCUGCAGCAGUCGCUGCCCCCGGAGUCCCAGCAAGUGCGGUGGGAGAAGCAGCAGCCAGCCCCCCGGCUCACACUCCGGGACCUGCAGAAUAAGAGCAGCAGCUGCAGCUCCCCCAGCUCCAGCGCCACCAGCCUUCUCCACACCGUGUCCCCAGAGCCCCCCAAGCCUCCGCAGCAGCCCAUACCAACCGAGCUCUCACUGGCCAGCAUCACUGUGCCCCUGGAGUCCAUCAAGCCCAGCAGCAUCCUGCCCGUGACUGUGUAUGACCAGCACGGCUUCCGCGUCCUCUUCCAUUUUGCCCGUGACCCACUGCCAGGGCGCUCCGACGUGCUGGUGGUGGUAGUUUCCAUGCUGAGCACCGCCCCCCAGCCCAUCCGCAACAUCGUGUUCCAGUCAGCUGUCCCCAAGGUUAUGAAGGUGAAGCUGCAGCCACCCUCCGGCACGGAGCUGCCGGCGUUUAACCCCAUAGUCCACCCCUCAGCAAUCACCCAAGUCCUGCUGCUUGCCAACCCCCAGAAGGAGAAGGUUCGCCUCCGCUACAAGCUCACCUUCACCAUGGGCGACCAGACCUACAACGAGAUGGGGGACGUGGACCAGUUCCCGGCACCCGAAACCUGGGGGAGCCUCUAGAACAAAGAGGGGCUGGGGAGAGGAAGGGGCAGAGGGACCGGUCACUGUCCAGCCUGGAGGGAGGCAGUGGUGGCCAAGGACACCCUUUGUUGCCCAUGGCCAUUCACCCCCAGGCCUGGUGCUUCUCCCCACACCCUUGUAGCCCUCAAGUGACUCUUCCCCCUCCUGCUCAGCCCUGCCCCUGCUGAGCCAAACCCAGUAGGAGGCUGGGCCUGGGUUUGCGCCACUGGGGUCUCCAUCACCGGGACCUGUAGAGGGAGGGGCUGUGUAGCCUUGGAAGAACUUGGGGUCAUGGGGAGGAAGCACAGCUGUCGGGGAAGGGCCAGGACCUCAGGCCCAGCCCCAACCCCAGCUGGGGUGGGGUCUUCCCUGCCUGUGUCUUAUGCCUUAUGGGAAGGCCCAGCCAUAACUCGGGGGCCAUGCUGGAGCUGGGGACCAGCUCAGGCCUCCUCCAUAGGAACCCAGUGACUGGGGGGUGACGCCUACACCCCCAGCUGUUUGCACUCUGGUGUGUGGUUUGACUCUGCUUUUCUUCCGGAUUGGCCCUAUGGUCACAGCCACAGGGGACCAGGCUAGGGGAACCUCACCUGGCCCCUACUCCUCCUGGGGGUCUCCCUUUGCCAUUGGGCCCCCUGAGGGACUGUGGGGGCUCAAGGGUAAUGCCCGAGGCCAUGGCCCCAGUGAGGGGCUGUGGGCGCCUAGAGUUAUCAGUGUGUCUCCUUCAUUCAUUGGCCUCUGCUGGGGCCUCCUAUGGGUGUCUCACGUCUGUCUAUCCAUCUGUCCGUGGUCAGAAGUGGGGUCAGUGUGUGAGUGAGAGCAGGAGUAUUUAUGAAAAUAAAACGUCGUUUUUCCUGGA